Cylicocyclus nassatus is the source of this 309-nucleotide messenger RNA. The record is from the annotation of a GenBank genome assembly. Lineage: Eukaryota; Metazoa; Nematoda; Chromadorea; Rhabditida; Strongylidae.
AUGUCUGCGCAACCACCUCCUCCUGACACGGCCGAACCUAUGGACUACAUCGCAUGCACGCCUCCUCCACUAAGACAUGGAGAUUCGAGUUCCUCCAAAACAACAACUGGCUCUUUCUAUUCACCGGACAAAUCUUUACCACUCGAUGAGGAGAUAGAGACUUUGGAUGAAACGGACCCACCCCUCAUGGAGAAAUACUUUCUUGUUAAAGGAAGAAAACUGCUUGAACUCUUGAAAAUUGCCCGCUGCGGCUAUGAAUGCAACUCACAAGAAAGAAUGGCCCGACUUACGGCAGUAGGAAGCAAUUGA